Eptesicus fuscus (big brown bat) is the source of this 930-nucleotide messenger RNA. RefSeq names its product galectin-10-like. Bases 57 to 470 code for a protein of 137 amino acids. The record is from RefSeq and is a predicted model, not a curated record. The transcript has 4 exons. NCBI's taxonomy places the organism in Eukaryota, Metazoa, Chordata, Mammalia, Chiroptera, Vespertilionidae. Gene Ontology annotation, molecular function: carbohydrate binding.
GCUCACACACACAACGCGACACAGUCAGGAAGAGCUGUCCAGCAGAAGACGCAACAAUGGCGGUGGUACAGGUCCCAUACACAAAACUUGCAUCCUUGAACAUUGGUUCUUCAGUGACAAUCAAUGGGGCACCUGCCAUGUCUUUCAUCAUGAGCCCAGAACUGCAGGUGGAUUUCCACACUGGAACUAAAGAGGACUCCGACAUCGCCUUCUGUUUCCGAGUGUACUUUGGUAACUGCGUGGUGAUGAACAGCCGUCAGUUUGGGGACUGGAAAUCAGAGGAGAAGUACGAAGGUAUGCCUUUUGUGGAUGGCCAACCAUUUGAGCUGUGCAUCUCGGUGCUUCAGAAUGAGUACCAGAUAAAGGUAAAUGGCCGUGAAUGUUACAAAUUUUCCCAUCGACUCCCGCCAAAUACUGUGAAGAUGAUCCAGGUGUGGAGAGAUGUCUCCCUGACUUCAGUGAGUGUCUAGCAGAGAAGGAUGUGACCAGAAUCCCCACUGUCAAGGAGAUCCCUCCACCUAAGUGACGCUGUGAUUCCCAGAGCUCGCUAACAACAUGGGUUCUCACCUUCCCUUACACUUGGUCAUUAAAACUCCUGAGAACUUAAAUAGAUUUGCUUCAUGUUUCUGAGGGGAAAAAAGAGAAAAAAGAUUAAGUGCUCAACACUUAGAGGGGCAUGAGAGUACUGUGGGAGAGGUCAAGGAAUCAGAGAGGAUAAAUGUUUCUCGGACACAAGGAGUGAGGGACAGGGUCAUGGGAUGUCUGAGAAGACCUUGGUGACAAUGUCCGUAUGUAGUACUUACGAUAUGUCAGACUCUGAAGCAAAAUCCUUCCCCAAUUUCAGACAACUAAACCAAGAUAUUAGGUAUCUGGCUCAAGCCACAAAGCUAAAAUUGGUAGCUGGGGAAGGAACUUUGUAUUUGGAAGACA